AUGGCUCGGGUUGUUUAUCGCUACACCUUCCUGGACGUGCUCUUGGAGGACGAGGAACGUGCCAGGGAUACCCGCGCCGGCCGCGCACGCAGCGAGCCCCCACUCCUGGGACGGGCGCCGUGCCGGAGCACGGAGGAGGAUGCAGAGUUGCACCGCUACGUGCGCUCGUUACCAGGGCUGGGCGAAGGGCAGGAGCCACAAGCACAGCAGCCAAAGGCCACAGGUCCGGGUGCCCCCGCGCUCAGUGCUGGAAGUGUGGGCCACCCGACGCUCUGCCAGCGACCCUGUGUGCACAUUGCUGCCGGAAGAUGGUGCGACGCUGGUACCAGCUGUGAUUUCUGCCACUGGCGACACAGCCAUAUCACCAAGCUGGACAAACAGCAGCGACGCAUGAUCGAAGAGAUGCCAAAACACGACUUCCUGCGCUUGACAGUACAGCUCCUCAAGGACAAAGCCCGUGAUGCUGGGAUUCGUGGUGCUGAGGCCAUCUUCAAUGUGCUGGAAGCGGAGUUGAAAUCCGAAGAGCCGAAUCCAACGGGCUGUUCAUCCGGGGGAGGUGCCCCACCACGCCGCCUGGUGCGCUGCCUGCGCCCCGCUAGCUUCGCUGCCAUUGCGAGCUUGGCCGCGCGAAAGUGCACGGAGGGGGGCAAGAUCCAGGUGCGUGAAUCCAUGGAGGCACUGCGUCGUGCCAGCUGCUGA
Messenger RNA from Symbiodinium pilosum, 699 nucleotides. The record is from the annotation of a GenBank genome assembly. Lineage: Eukaryota; Dinophyceae; Suessiales; Symbiodiniaceae.